GUUCCAAGUCAACCUCGCCAUGUUGUAGCAAGGGCUCUGAAUUCCAGUGCAAUAUAUCUGAAUUGGAGUGAACCAGCAGAUAAGAAUGGUGUGCUUUUGUAUUAUCAGGUGUGGCUGGAUUUAGUGCUAUAAAUCAUUAACUACAGCUUACAUGUAAAUAUAAAUGUUCACUCUUGGAGGUGGGGCAAAGGGGUAACACCUUCCAACUUUUGAAGUCAAAGGGUUUGAACCAUUUCAACAGCUGGGAAGCAAUGGCAAUUUUCAGCCUCUUCUCUUGUACAGUGUGUCAUUAUGGGUACCAAAAAAUAUAGGAAAAUGCGCACCACUUGCACUUUGAUAAAAGAGUAGAGAUGGAGAAAGGAGAAAAAAGCCCAACAUAUUACAUAUAACAUGCCCACCAAUACUUGAUGUUCCUGUCUACAGAUAAUGUUUUGGUUUUAUUUUGACUUCAUUUAGACAUACAAUAAUAUUUUCCAGGUGGUUCUGAGCUAGUAUAGGUUAGAUAAAUAAUAAUUUUGGCCCAAGCUUUUUGAUAACCCAAGAUUCUAUGGUGUAGGGUUAAAAGCUUUGGGGCCACAUUGUUCUAAGCUGGGUUAAGAUAACCCAGGGUUAGUGUGAAAUCUGAUUACAGAUCUGAAAUUUUUAAAAGAAAUUCAGUUAAAUUCUUUUUGUCUAGAAUUUGAUGAUUUAAUACUCUUAAAAGAAUAGAGAAAUUAUCUGAAAAAGGCUUUUGAGCAAAGGAAUAAAGAAAUCGGGAUUGAAAUUUAACCUUAGGUUAGUGCUAAUUGGCCUUCAAGCAACUGGCUCCUGAUUUUUUGCUUUGUCCCACUCUUUUGAUGAAUGAAUACCAUCUUUCUUUAUCCAGUGACAGAGCGACAUUUACCUUCUUUCCUCAUCUAUGACUUUUGUUUUCUUUAAGGUGAAAUGGGAUUCCUCAGGAAAAACAUUCAUUCGGAAAUUUGGCCUGAAAAAAAGUGUUAUCCUGUCUCCUCUGAAUCCCUUUACACUUUAUGUCAUCAAUGUCAGUGCAUUCACAAGUAAAGGAGAAGGAAAGCGCGUCACUGUCGAGGAACAAACAGAUGAAGGGGGUGAGUAUGGAUUACAGAAACAGGAACCAAGGAGGAGUUUGUGCCAUGAGGGUGUAAAAUGUAUAGAAAAUCAUAUGCAUGGAAGUGCAUUUAGUUACAUAGUAUUUACAAGAUCAAGUGAUAUUUUGAAAGUUUUCAUAAUUGCACAAGCCAUAGGAUUGUGCAUUUUAGAACAUUUACAAAACAUCAAUGACAGUAGACAAUAAAUUACAAACUGCAGGAACAUUUUGUGGGAUUUUUUAUUCAUCAUCAACACCUCUUUGUACAUCCUUGGUGCACAUCAAAGUCACAGUGUACUUUGAACACUUUUCAAUGGGUUGGAAAACAAUUGUAUCUUCUUUGUUGAAUUACUAAUUUAAUAGAAUGAUUGUGACAGACCAAUCAAAUUCAUUGUUUUUGCAAAGUGUUUAGAAUUUAGCUUGGUACACUGAUAUUUAAAAGCUUUGAUACUAAGUAGGUGCCAUAUGGAAAUCCUUUAUUACAUUCUCUAACCUAUUUAUUUAUUUAUUUGUCAUGGAUUACUCGGGAACAAAAUAUUUUUAUGAUUUUUAAAUAGAAUUAAUGAUGAUCUUCCUCAUAAUUUAUUUCCUUUCAUACUUCAUAUUUUCAUACUUCCUCAUAUGUUAAUUUUCCAGUGCCUUCAGCACCCCAGAAUCUCUCUACCAAGACUUUGAACGCAACGGCAAUUCGUGUUUCUUGGAAGGAGCCAAAGAAGCUAAAUGGAAAAAUAAAAUAUAGGCUUUCAUGUGAGAGGACUGGAGAGCCUAGUUCGGUGGCAAAGUUGUUGUAUGAUGGGAAUAAUACACAGUUUAUAGUCUCUGAUCUGAAGCCAUACACACGAUACACUUUCCGUGUGACUGCAUACAAUGUGAAAUACAAUUUGUCAAGCUCACAGGUAUUUACUGAGGAAACUACAGACCAGGCAGGUAAGUAUUAAAAUUGAGAAAAUCUGUUGACAUAUUGUUUUGUUUCGAUCGUUUGUCGCUGUUGUUGUUUUUUACUUUUUGGAAUAGAGCAGUUUUUAGUUGAAUUUCUGAAUCGAUGAAUCAAUCAAUCCUUAAUUGCCACACAUUUUUGAGGUUACAUUAUCAUUAACACUAUACAGUUGUAAAUGUAAUCAUUAUUAUUGUCAUAAGGUAUUAUUGUUAUCAUCAUCAUCAUCGUUAUCAUUUCUCUCAUUGUUAAAACCAUCAUUGGUAUUAGCAUGGUGCACUAACAAACGUUAUAUUAUGUAAGGUGGCGUUUACCUGUACAGUACCAAUUACAGUUUUUUGAAAACGAGGUACUUUUGGACUGAAACACUUUGGCUUUACCUUACUUUAGUUCUCUCCACCAAUCAUAGGCCAAAAUUAAAAUGAUAGAAUUCAGUUACAUGUACUCUCGUUAUUCUGCACCCCAGUCUAGUCGAGUGUUUACGCUGAGUCCUCAUUGGCUCUUGACAUACCUUAUGAAUUGAUAAACCAAGCAAUAGUAGGAAUCAGAUCCCUCUUUAACUCUAGGAUAAUUAUUAAAUAUCAUAAAAAUUUUUGUUUUCAGCUCCUUCGGGUCCCCCACGUGACCUGCAGGCUGUAACCAAGUCUUCAUCGUCCAUCAUUCUUUCAUGGCUUCCUCCAACAGAAGAGGAGCAAAACGGGAAAAUUACUAGUUAUAACAUUCAAAUAACAAGCAUAUCUCUCGGAGAAUCAAGGAAUGUAAGCACAAUGGGUAACGCAACGAGAUUUGCGUUCAGUAAAUUACAACCUUAUACAGUUUAUUGGUUCAAAGUGCAGGCGGUCACAGAAGCAGGGGUUGGUCCUUUUAGUAAUCUUUCUUCAAACACAACUCUGGAAGCAGGUAACGUUUUAUUAUUGACUAUAAUGUAUUAAAAUGUAAUUUUUAUGACCUAAUGUGAAAGUUCGAGUAAAUUUUCGAAUCGUGUCUUUCUGUUACUCAAGGCUGGACACUCCACUCGACUCUUGAAUGAUUUAAGUAUCGAUUAACCAAGAUUCAAGGAAGAACAUCGAUAAUUGAGUAUCAGUGAUCGGGCAUCGAGAUAAAGAAUAUGGCAUAAAGAAACUUGAAAAAGAGGAACCGAUUGUCCUGUUUUGUCGAGCCCAUGACAUCAUACAUACGUUUGUAAUGGUUCCACAAGGAGAAUGUGUAUAACAAUCAAGAGUUUCUUUCGUUUGCGAUUAUUUCCUAUAAAUCAUGACCUCAGUGGUUGACGUAGCGGUGACACUGUAAGAACAAAUUGGAUGCUGGUCACUUCUAGGUGGUUAGUUUAAAAAGGAAGUCGAAUAUUACUCACUCGAAACAAAUGCGAGCAACAUUGCCAAGUGCCAUUGAAUAUUGUUACAGUGUAAUGACGCAUUUCAGCAUAUGAAUAAUAGCGGAAAUAACCUUAGUGUGUUCAAUCGUGAGUAAUUGUGUCAUGAAGGUGUUGAUAUUGGAUGAAUCUGAGUCAUAAGUUUCUCUCAUGUCUGUAAAAGAGGUUGAAAUCAAGUUCAAAUUAAUUUGGGGGUGAUUUGGAGUUGAUUAGAUACACAUCUAUUUAUUGUACUGUCGAAAGAUUCUUGACCUUCGUUUCAUUGGAUACCAGAGCCUUUAGCGAAACUAAUUUUGAAAACCACAAAUUUCAAUUAUGGAACGAGAGCGGAGAACACCAAUACGGUAAUAAAAGAACACACACCCACGCACGCUCGCACGCAAAUACACGCACUUAAGGAGCAUACAUGUAAAGAAUGAUGGGAAAUAUUGACAAUGAUUUCAAACGAACAAUUCGGAAAUUCAAGGGGGAAAAUUCUCAAUCCGUGUCUUAGUCCUUGUUCAAUUGACUUCUUGAUCUGUUUGUAUAGGCUUCCUACUUAUUUUGAUGCAAUUAAAUCAAUUUUAGAACCAUCACCUCCAAGAAAUGUUACAGCAAAGAGCGUGAACUCAACAGCAAUCAGAGUUUCUUGGGUCAAAGCUUUGAAUCCAAAUGGAAAAAUAAAUUACAAGCUUCGUGUUCGUCUCAGUGGAGAGAAUGAAGAGGAAAACCGCCCGGAGUACGAAGGAAAUGACACUACGUAUUUAGUGACUGGCUUACAAGAGUAUGUCAAGUACGCAUUCACAGUUGUAUCGUUCAAUAUUAAGAACAAGUGGGAAAGCAAACCAGUUGUGGCCGUGGAAAGUACUCGUCCUUCGGGUAAGCAAUUAUUUUCCUUGAGAACAUCGGUUCGUUUUAAACAUAUAAUGCGUAAAUAGGGGAUCAUUGUCAGUAUCAGUGUCAGAGCACCCACCCCUCUCCUAUCCAACAACAGUCAGCUGCUAACAAGGUAGGGUUUAAGUUGAGUUAGGGGAGGGGUCGGUGCGUAGUUGUUCAGAUACUGACAUUGAUCCUUAAAAGGUGUGUGGUGUUUAUUUGCUCGUUAUCACUUCUAGCCAUCCUGGUGUAAAACUGGAACCUAAGUUUCCUUGCAAGUUUCCACAAUCCACUUGCGCUUGUUAGUUUUCCACGGAAGUUUCGUAGUCUGGGACUAGAAUGUUUGUAGGAUAGUCAGUCAGCCAGGAAAGUAAACAGAAAUACAGUUAGAAAGUCGGUGUGUCAACUUGGUUCCAGUGUAAGUCUCUUGGUGGGUUGUUCUGACAGCCAGUUCUUCGUUUGCCUCGUGGCUCAGUUAUUAUGUUUAUAUUCCUUAUUUUUCUAGGCUUAGAAGAGGUUUUUUCUCUGUUAGUGAAAACUUCAGUGGGCAGUUCCAUCCGACACCUUCGCGGCCAUGCUGCAGCCACUCGUUUUUUUAAGCGUUUUUCAUGCCUACCUGCUUACCUGUCUGCCUUCCUGUAUGUCUGUCUCGUCCUCUGUUUCUUUCUGUCUGCUACUCGGAGACUGACGGUCUCCGAUGAGCUGUUUAUCAAAUUCAGCACAACUGAAAAUUAAUUCAAUAUGUAUACUUUUAAUUCUGCGAAAUGUACACUGAAAUGUGAUCUCAUUCGUUUGAAACUUUGAUUUAAUCUCAGAACCUUCAGGCCCCCCGCAAAACGUCCAAGCCUGGACACUUUCAUCGACGUCUAUACAAGUCACGUGGGGCCCGCCCCUUCUCGAGGAACAGAAUGGAGUCAUUCUCCGAUAUGAUGUGGACUAUAAAACUCAAUCAGGCCAACCAAACAAGCUCGCUACAGCUGAUAAUCAAACCACUAUACAAGUAAAAAACCUCACCAGUUUCACGAGGUACUGGUUUGCAGUUAGUGCAGUGAAUGUUAUUGGUGUCGGGCCAGCGAGUGAAGAAGUUUCAAACACGACUUUGCAAGACAGUAAGUUGAAGAAACCGAUACUAUAUGAACUCUCUCUGAGAUUCUGUUUUUCAGAGUAGCUUUUGUUCUAAAGCUAAAGGUGUAUCUCGCACCAUAACUAACCAAUGUUAUGUUUAUCUACGCAAGCUUACGUACGAACUAAUCAAAGAACAAGGGAAGAAAUGAAAGACAUGAGCAAGUGAUUGAUUAGAGCAAUUGAACGCACUUCGUCCUUAUUGGGUGUAAUAGGACCAAAACCGAAGGUCAGAACAAAGAAAUAUAUGGCACGAGGCCAUUGAGAAGUCAGACUUAAAAAUGACAAACGGUUUAAAGCGCGGGAAAACGCGACCGACGAGUUGACUCAAGUUUUGUAUCUGAUUGGUGGAGACGGUGGCGUGAGUUUUCUUGACCAAUCACAGGAUAAAGUAAGGCAAAGUUAAGGCCAUUCCGAUUACUUUCGGCACUUUAUCGAAAAUUGCCCAGUGAAAACUAAUUCACUGUAACAAGGCGUUCACCAAAGUCGAAACAUUUCCAUCUGACUUUAAGGCCAGAACACAUACUGUACACCACUAAAAUUUUUUUUAACGUGUAUAUCUUACCCUCCGUAGCGGCAAAUUCGAAGUUGUAAGCAACUCUACGUUUUGAUUUUUCGCAGGACCUUCGCCUCCUGUAAAAGUUAGCGCAAAAACAGUGAACUCCACUGCCAUAAAAGUGACUUGGGAGAAACCACUGCACCCAAACGGCGAAAUCUUCUACAGGUUGUACUACUGGCAGACUCGCGAGGGAGCUGGUACCAAGCUUGUGGCCUACGAAGGGCCUCUAAUGGAAUAUGUCGUGGGCGGGCUCCAUGAGUAUGUGCCAUACACCUUCAUGGUACAGGCGUACAAUAAGAGGUAUUCCUGGAGUAGUGCGGGGACGAAUGCCACAGAGACCACUCAUCCUGCAGGUACCUAGGUUAAAUCUGUAAAGGCUUUUUUUGAUGAUAAAGAGAUUUGAAUCAGCGUUCCUAAAUCAGGGUACGAGGAGCAAAGUUUUAAUCGAGGGUGCCGUUGAUGGAAGUUCCUAUGAGUUAUUGGGGUAAAGUCUCCGAAGAUAUUAAUUUUGCGGCUCCGUCUGCUACGCCGUUCAAACUUUUGCAGUCUGACUUUUAGCUGUUUAAGGAAUAUGAAAUGAAAGGUGAUUUUGUAGUGCAGAUCUUUUUCUAGGUUUAUUUGAAAGAGAAGUAGUGAUCGAAAUCAUCACCAAAAUCUACUUGUCGAAUUUGAAGCGAACGUAGUCCUAUCAUGCAACGCGCUCUGAAAGUGAAAACGUUGCGUGACUAGUGUGGACUCCUCCUUUGGAUCCGCUUCUGCUGACUGUGAUGCAACUCAUUCAUUUAGACAAGCAUGCUAGGUUACCACCAACUUUAUUCCUAACAAGUAACGAAAUGUAUGUGUAUUUUGUUUUUGUCCUGUUUCAAGCGCCCUCUGGCCCACCUCUUAAUGUCGCGGUCUUCGCUGAAUCAUCAACAUCAUUACUUGUGAAGUGGAACCCGCCAACUGAACUGGAACAAAAUGGAGUCAUUACCUAUUAUAUCAUAGGAUAUACGUCUCUUGGCGAGGAGUCAUCUAUCAACACCACUGACAACGCCACACAGAAGCUUAUUCCACAUUUGAGAAAGUUCACCGAGUAUUACGUUACUGUCCAAGCCGUGAAUGACGUUGGUGCGGGUCCGCCAAGUGUAAAUGAUACAAAGAAUACGACUCUUGAGGACUGUAAGUGUGUUGUUUUUCUUUAACGUGGCUAUCAGAACACUAAAAAUUUUAUGUUAGAGGCAGUCUCGCGUUCCCGCGGGUUUUAUGGAUCCGUCCCGCGGAUGCCGGUGGCGAUGCGUGGAGUUUGCACGCCAUUUUGGACCGGCUGGCCAAUUAUGCGUGGUUGCUGGCAACUGUUUCUUCAAAGUGCAACGAAAUUGCUCGAGUGGGAAGAGAUCGCAGGUUCAGAUGCCUUGUGUCGUGCGAUCUUCCCAGUUAUGUUUUUAUUUUAUUAAAUUGCUUUAGUGCAGCAAGCACGAUACCAGGAGACUCUGGCCUCGAAAUGCUCAAUUACUUUCAAUUACACUGGCCUCGAAAUGUACAAUUACUUACAUAGAUAAAUCUCUGUCGUUGUGUGAAAGCCGAAAUCGUCUUCUUUUUCGCUUUCUAUGCCUUUUGUGGUCUACUGAGACUUAACAGGAUAGGUAAAAAAAAUCAAAAAGUAUUCUAUAUGUCACCGGAGACAGAACUUUGUAACUGCAUAUAGCAACGCAGUUCCUAACAACUAUCUUGUGUAGGAGUUGGAAGACUAUCCUUGUUUACUCUGAAUGGCCUCUUUGUCGUUACAGUGCCUGGCGAACCAGCUAUAGAUAAUGUGACCAGUAACACCUACACCUUGGCGUUAACUUGGAAACCACCGAUAGAAAAGAAUGGUAUACUCAUAGCUUUUCGGUUGUGCUGGCGAUACGUAGAAGAGCGAAAUUAUAGUUGCGAAAAUUUAAGUGCUGCUGAAAGCCGGUACGAGAUCAAAAACCUGAGUAAGUGAGAUUCAUUUUUUAGUCUCCGCAUAGCCUUUAGGAUAGUCUACCGUAACAUAGGAGAGACAAAGCGGCUUGUGGAUUAAGUAAUAACAAGUGUAUGUUCGUGGAACAUGUCUUAAAGCCUGGCUAUCUCCAACAACCAAUAUUGCAAAAAUUUUGUGAUUUCGAACUUAAUAUGCGUCACCCACAAAUGACGUUUUUCUACCAACGUUUCUUCUUGUCGUCAUUGGUCGUGUACAUUUAGCUCCUUACCCUCCCCUCUCACCUCGUCUUUUAUCUCACCCCCAAUACACGUACAGAACAAAGCGAGGAUUCUGUAACUAAUUUUAUUAAUGAGUUUUUUUGGUGGGGUAUCGAUGUUCACUUUUGUGUUAAGAUUAUACAUGGCUUGGAAUUUAUUGCUGUGUAGUUCAAUUAAUGUCGUCUUUGUUUUCACAGAGGCUUAUUCUCUAUAUAAUAUAUCCUUGGAGGCCCAAACAUCUGUUGGAUUCGGGCCGGCUGCCACCAAUACCUACAGGACGAGCGAAGGAGGUACAAAUGAAAUUGACAGUUUCAAUUAGUUUCAUCUGGAUGUUUAGGACAAUGUAGACUUUGUACGGUUCUGCUCUUGCACGCUGUGAAACCCUGCCCCACCAUUUUAGCCAACCCAGGGGCAAGUCGAAAGCAAUAGCGACUUAUACCUCAUUCACACCAGCAAAACAUGUUUAGUUAAACUGAAUUUUGCAAAAGGUUCAAGUGACAUCAACUUGUAUUUCCAUUGUGCUAAAUUUGAAGUCGACAAACAUCACUUUAAGUUGCUUCUGUGAAGACAAAAUAUCAAAAGCGUGUUUAACAAAACAGCUUUAAAACAUGUUAAAGCUUUGGUGUGAAUGGGCUGUUAGACUCAUAAGUUUCCCUGUGCUGUCCACUGAUCAGGUAUACCUGCCUUAUGUUCUACUUAGGUCGUUCGGCGACCACUUUUUUGGGCUAUUGAUUAAUGCAAAUAUUUUGGUUUUGGAUAUGGACUGCUUGAAUGAAAUUAUUCCUUAUGAUUGUAUUAAAUUUGAAAAUAGAUAUUAUGAUUAAGGGGCAUUUUAUAUCAUUUACCGGCUGAUCAUUAUUUUUUUUCCUCGCCAGUUCCUUCGAAACCUCUUAGUUUACGUGCUUGGAACACCAGCGAAAAUACAAUAUACGUCACGUGGAAGAGGCCGGCGAGAGUGAAUGGAAUCUUGAAAAGCUACAAGGUAACUAAGAAUAGCUUGAGGCAAUAAUUAAUUAUACUUCUCCCAAGUGGAGGCGAAUAAUGGUAGAUAUUAGGCAAGCUGUGAAGCGGGGAGGUAUUUAUAUACCAGACAGAUACCAAAAAAAUUAGUUCAUUUCUGUCAAUAUGACGAUAAAUGGUCGGAAAUUAAACUCUUGACGCGCGAUUUUGUCUCUUCGGCUGCUCAGAGGUAAACAAUACUUGCUAAUCACUUUCUAACAAGCCAACCAGCGCACGCGAAAAGCAUUAUCCAACGGUGUUGGGUUCAUGCCCCCCCCCCCCCCCAUCUGAUUCUCAAAGGAAUUGUUCUCGGUUGCCUGAGGUUAAUAGCAAGGCUGAGUUCUGUAAAAAGCUGAUUGGUCUGCCGUCUACUAAUUGUUAUUUCCAACCAGUUGAUGCUUUUUGCAAAUAUUUGUUUCAACUUUUCUCUUUGGCUAAAAAAUUUCCAUCUGGAGAGAAGUCAAUUAGGUUACAUUUACUCCUUUGUAUUUUUACGCAAGUGCGAACGAAAUUUAUUGUAGUAGUAGUAUUCUGUUAGGAGUCUUAAUCCACUACUUGUUAUUUUGGAAUCUAGGGAAAGGUAAGAAAAUAAAUCAUAGAGUAUAUUCGUAAAUAAAAAAAAAAUUCAGAUUCGCAUUUUUCCACAGAAGAUCACCUAAAGUUCUGCAGUUUUCACUCCUUUGCUUUUUGUUACUCUAGGUUUUCAAUCGUGCGGCAUCAGACAGUAGUCAACAUUCAACAGAAAAUAUUGCUCUCGGUACAAACUUUACGCUGGUCAAGCUUCAGCCUUACACCUCAUAUAAUGUCACAGUCCAGGCCUUCACGGCCGCUGGUGGAGGAGAGAAAACUGAUGUCCAGGUUAUGACUGACGAGGCAGGUGAGUCUCGGGAAGUUGGUGGAGGGGGAGAGGACUUCCAGGCCAAUUGUGUGGGGAUGGUAUGAUGGAUUUUCUUCCAUGACAACCCAUAGAAAGAUGGAUAGAUUUCUACGCUUUCAAUCUGCUAUACUUUCGUGCAGCUCAACACGGGUAGAUAGAGUACUCCUUUAUAUUUGCAUUCGGUGUAUUGACCUCAGCUAUAUGAAACUCCAAGCCCUUCAAAUAUUAAAGAAAGGAAUUUUUAAAACUCAGAUUCCAAUUAAAUGUCUUUGGACGUGUUUAGGGUAAAUGAAUAAAGAGGGUAAGUGUCCAGAGAAACUGUGGCGCUACGUCGAUGGGAGAAUAUAACAAGGCAAUUUAGUAUUAUCAACUGAGUUGAUAGCGUAGAUUGGCCACCGUUAAGAGUUUUAAGGCUUACAUUUCUCCUCGUCAUUCGCUUUGACGAAAGGCUAACACACGAAACGUCAGCCUUAACACUCUUAACGGUGGCCAAUUUACGUUAUCAACUCAGUUGAUAAUAAUAGAUUACCCGGUCUUCAAGAUAAACUUGUUUCUUUUUAUCGUUCUCUUUGACGUAAUAGCGCCAUCUGAAGUCAGGGAACUAUCAUUUCCAAAGAUUCAAUUCAAUUCCGUUGAAGUGUCUUGGAAGGCUCCUGAGAGGCCGAAUGGGAACAUUGGCUACUACUUGUCUUACUGGGAAUUGUCAGGUGAUUUCUCUCGCGCUACGACGUUGGUCUUACCAGGAAAACCCCCCUCAAAGCUGGUUCCUUAUCUUAAGCCGUUCACGAAUUACACGUUUUCUGUUCAACCGUACAACUUAAGAAAGAACCUGACAGGGCCGUCUACUAAGAGGGACGUGAGAACCAAAGCUACACGUAAGAAUUGUCCUUGUCUACUAUUUUUUUUCGUUUUGAAUGAUUGUUUGUCAGUGUAUUUGUUUGUUAGACUGGAGCUAUAUCGAAUUACGAGUCAGCUUUUUUUAAUAUCGCUAGAACGUUAUUGGUAUUGUCAAGUGACAUUGUUCCAGUGGUAAUUUUGAUUUAAAAUACCAGUAUUCAAGCAACCUGUUUCCACUUCAACGCGAUCAGGAAUUUAAAUUUUAUUGUGUUUGUCGAAGGAUAUAAACCUUAACUUCUGAUAUUACUCGCUGAGCUUUGCUUUCUAAUCAAAUUAUUUUAGGAAGAUGUUUUAACAAUUUGUAUAUUUACUACAACCAGUUAGGCAGCUUUAAUCUGCUUCUCUCGGACGCGCAAGGUUAUGUUACUAAACACAUAUAUGGUGAGAGAGAAUUGCUGAGAAGCGUCCACAACGUUUUCUGCGUUAAAGUAGAAGAGAAUGGUGUUGAACUGUGGAACACGUUUUCGUGCAGCGAGCAGUGAAACAGCCAAUUAUUUCAGUUCUUGUCUGUCUUGAAAUUAAAAGCAAAAGACCGAAAAUGAAAGUAAACUACCUCCCCCCCCCCCCCCAUGAAGAUUUAAUCGUUUCAUGACCGGAACUCGACUUGCGCUGCGAUAAAACUCAUUUGACCGAUCGACCGCCAAACCUGAUGAGUGACAGAAUUACUGAGAAAUCUCUUUUUCCUAGGGCCUGAAGGCCCACCACGGAAAGUAAAGAUUGAGAGCAAAACCUCCACUUCCUUCACGUUAUCUUGGAAUCCACCGCUACAACCGAACGGUUAUAUUGUGGGCUAUAAAAUCAGGUAUUUCAUGUGCAACAGCUCGCAUUUAAAGACUAUUGAAGACACAACGCCACAUUCAACGCAUACCAUCCAAGACCUGCAGCCUUUUCGCUGCUAUGGAAUACAGGUGGCUUGCCAAUCAUCUGGCGGGCUUGGGGAUUACUCUGUUGCAAUCGAAAGUAGAACAGAUCCGGCAGGUAAAAAGGACUCUUUGUAAUAAAGCACCUUGCACGGACGGACGUACCGAUGGACGUACGCACAUGACAUCACAAUAAAAUUCCCUUGCCUUGAUGGCUCACCAAAUUUCCUAGUUAUGGGGCUCCGCUUUAAUGCUGUAUUUUGAUUGGCUUUUGAGCCGACUUUUAUAGCUUGAAAUUUCCAAACAACGUGAUGAAAACUACAACGUGUGUGGUUGUAAACUUUUUUGGCGAAGCCAAAUUCUCUGUUAUAAGUUUUACCAAUGAUGGACCAUUGUAAAAGAAACAUCGUCGCAAUGCCUCAAAGAAGAUUUUUAUUAUACCAUUACAUUACACUAUUUAACGGUAUUGGGGUAAUGCUGUCUCAAAUGACCUUUUUGUUCGAAUAAUCCUAAGCUUUCCUUUCCCCUUCUUUUUUCCUUGCACAAAUUUCUGAGAACAUUUAAAACUUUUUCUCUUAUUGUGUGACAGCGGUCGUUUCAUAUAAUUUUCUUUGAAAAUUUUGCGCGGGAAACUGGCGCAUGGUCGGCCAAAAUUAAUCUCUUUGCGCAUGCCCUACGCUUUACCGCUGUGUUGUAGGCCUUUAUAAUUUGACCAGACUACAUUGCAUUUUUAUUUUAGCUCCUCCUCCGCUGGGAACGCUUCCGCCUCCGGAUGAAGAAGAGAUUGAUGGCACCUCUUUCACAGUGAAGUUAACAAAGGCAUCAAAUAAACUGGGUGUUGUUCAGUAAGUCUUUACUUUCAUGUUCGUUUACUCCGCUGCCUCAUUCUGUUUGUUUGUUUGUCACUCAAGAUGGUUUUAUUUCGGGAUGAUGGUGUUAAGAUGGGGUUUUCACCUUCCCCCCCUCCCUCCUUCCUGAGCCUCCCCUCCUAGAUCUCCCACAGGAGUUAACUAAUCAUUUAGUCUCACAAAUGAUGUUACUUGUCGUUUAAGUAUCACUGACAUUCUUCUCAGCUGAAGGGUGUUAUUUGUCAUAGCUUUUAACUCUUCCAAGUGAAUUAGAAAAAAAAUCAACCGGCUGGAAUGGAGAAUUACUCAUCAAAACAAGCGUGGAUCCUGGAAUUUUUGAAAAUGGUGUCUAAACCUUAAUUCAGAAAACAAAAAAUAUGUAUAUAUUUACACUACGAACUAAAUAAACUACAGAACAUUUCAAGGCAAACGAACAUAAAGCACUCCAUAAUUUGUUUAUACAUGCACUGCUUUCGUUGCGAGAAUUUUCGUUUCAGACAUAUGUUAAAAAUCACAAACGGGUCUGAUGGGAAGGGGGUUUUCACCUUCCCCCCCUCCCUCCUUCCUGAGCCUCCCCCCCCCUAGAUCUCCCACUUUAUAUCUUGGGUGUUAUGCAGUGGUUGUUCCCAUAACGUAGCCGAUACUUUACCGAAAUGUGUUUACGACGUCCUCUCUCUUAAUUUUAGAUAUUACCGUGUGAUCGUGCGAGAGUUUGCAACAAACAACAGAGACCGGCCUGUGCCGGCGGAUAACGAGCCUAAAGAUUAUAGAGAAGAAGAAUUAUAUACUUACGAAGAAGCUAGAGAAAUGAAACCUAAGCUGGUACCUUACGUUGCUGUAGAGUUUCCCGCAGAUAAAUUUGAUUCCUUCAAGAACUUUAAAGUAGGAGAUGGAAAGCGAUACUCCAGGAUACCGGACGAUAUUGUUAGCAAAAAAAAGAGGAAAAAAAGACGAAGAAGAGAAAUCGACGACAGCAUCGAUCAAUUUUACAAUGGUCCUCUGGAAGAAAACACAUUUUAUGCUGUGUUUCAGCGCGCCUAUGUUAAUAAGGUUAGUUAAGCCAUCAUGAACUGCAGUCGGUGACAAUCGACUGCUGUGUUUAGUCUCGAAAUGUCAAUUGAGCAACAUCCAAUCAGAGACUAACACGGAGUGAUUUAGUAUUAUCAACUGAGUUAAUAACAUAAAUUGGCCACCGUAAAAAGUUUUAAAGCUGACGUUUCGAGCGUUAGCCCUUCAUCAGAGCCUUUCGUUGGAGCGUUAGCCCUUCGCUCUGACGAAGGGUGAACGCUCGAAAUGUCAGCUUUCAAACUCUUUACGGUGGCCAAUUUACGUUAUCAACUCAGUUGAAAAUACCAAAUUACCUUGUUAUACUCUCCCACCGACGCAGCACUACAGUUUCUUUAGAAACUAACCCCCGUCAUUCAGAGACUGACACAGCUGUGAGGGCUUCUCAAAGGCAAAGUCGUCAAUUGACUAAGUUUAUUGGAUCAAAUUAAAGAUUUGGAAGGGAUCAUGGUUUUGAACUGAAACAAUAACAGGUCUCUGGUUUUAGUGUUUUGUUUUUUGUUGUUCCAACCGACACUUUUAUCGUUUGCAGGACGUUUUUACUUCAAGUGAAUGGAUGGAUCCAGUCGCAACAGGUAUGUUUCAUAGAGAGCAGUAUUUUUCCGUAAAAGGCUCAGAUCACCCAAUUUUUUCUUUUAGACGACGAGCUGUUGUUUGGAUGGUACUUUCCAUCAAUUUCAGUGCUUCGGAGUCACGCAAAUUGCCAUGAGUAGUGCGCAAUAUGUAACAACAAUCAACGUGAACAGCGGUUACGUUUUGAGUUUAUUAGCGGUUAAAGCGUCGCUAAAGCCUUUUAAUAAUUGCCAAAACAAGAAUCGUUUGAUUUGUCUUCAUGCUAUGAUUUUGGUUAAACGAAACGCUUUGGUGUAGAAAGUGAUUGAAAAAAUAAGAAAAAAACAGAAUAAAAAAUUAAUCAAACAAAUAGACAAAAAAAAAAUUAAAAAGCCAAAUAACUGAAAAAAAAAGACUAACCAGAAAACAAGAAAAGGGAGAAAUCAACUCAUUUCCCUCACAAUCGCCCCUUGAUGUAAUGGACUUUAACAAGGCUGGUAUUUCGGGAGUGUGUCGGUGAACUGGAAAAUUGCAAGUUGAUUGUCGUUAUUUUGCUGCCGAUCUGACGGGCCCAAAGGGUCGUUAUGUCCUUGGUAGCAAAGAUGUCUGUGUGGCAAAAACCGUGGUAUGCAUUUUUACCAAGUUUUUCUGGCCUCUGAUCUGUCUAGUUUUUGAGUGUCGUAUAUCUUUUUUCAGCGGCGGCGAGGAGUCCAAGUGAGGCACCGCCAUCCUCAUCAAACACUGGUCUCAUUGUAGGAAUUGUUUUCAUUCUCCUUAUUGUCCCAGUUGUGUUGGCAGCGGCCUACUUUAUCUGGUGAGUCAUUACAUCACUUUUCCCCAGGCUCACUCCGCACCACGUCCAGUAACUUUCUGAGUGACGUGUUCCACUAAAAACGCCCCCCAAAAAAUUCUGUCUACUCUGUCAAACUGAUAAAAUUGCUAACAUCCACAUUUACAUCAUCAGCGGCAGAAAUCUUUGAAUGCAUUCUUAGACAUGCGCUUGAUACGAGCCUAGGUAUCCGCGAAAAAACGCAGUGACAUCGGCGUUAUUGAAAUAUUCACCGUUCAUGCAAGCAACAAGGCGGUUGUUUUCAAAUCGAUAACGAUAACACAAAGCUGUUGUAUAUAGAAUACUACAGGGGAGUUCCGGUAAAUAUCACUGUGACACAACCAAAUUCCACCUUCCCUUCCCUCCCCCCCUCGGGCGUAACUAAUGACCGGUCCUUUCCCCCCCCCCUCUUGCAUAAGAAUAACACAAAUUACUGAAGAGGUGAUUUAAAUUUUUUCCCUUACUGCUACAAUAAUCAGUGGAAUCAUGAAGGAUGUCAAUAUUGAGUAUACACCUCUGUGUUGCCUAUUGUAGUUGGUAUGGCACUUCUGUAGUCGUUGAGUACGAUCCACGGUCAAUUGAGCCUGUGUCAUGGAUUUUCGCAAUAUCCAACCAGAUCUAAAAGGCUGAUUUGAUAAACGAAUUCAAAUUAAUCAAUUGAAACUGAAAUUAGGGUUUGUGGUUGAUGUGUGAAUACAAUUCUUUCUUUCGAAACGGAAAUGAGAGUACUGUCAAGGAAGGAAAAUGAAACAGGUUAAGGACUCGCUCAAGAAAAAAAAGACGAAGCAAUAGCGAAUAUUUUCGACUAUAAUCCUAUGACAAGAGUUUAAAAGUAUGAUCAACCUUUUAAAACAAUGGUAAGCUACCUCUAUCAGUUUUUAUUGAAGCUGAAAUUUAACAAACCUAUUUACUGGGAGUUUCCGUCUAGGUUCCAAGUGGAAGCUGCUCUUUCUCAAUAUUGAGCUGUAAGAAGUAACGCAAUGCUAUCUUUGAUAUAUUUAUUCAUCAUGUAGUUUAUAGACAUUCAAAAGAAAUAUAAUCCUUGUCGUUUAGAGGAACACGUCUCUUUAAGCUUAGGAGGUAUUCAAGUAUUUGCACGCUGGAUUUUAUAAGCGAAAAACGAACGAAGAGCAAGCGAGGCAUUAAGCAAACGAAAGAAAUUCUACCAGAAUGGACAUUUACGUUGGAGUGCACUCAAAUUGCUAUACAUAACCCACAUUCAUAAACUUUUGCUCUUUUUUUGCUUGACUUUGAUGUGUUUGCAGGCAAAGAGUAAUAAUUGGUCACAAGUUGCAUACUCCACGUGUGGGUAAUUGCCUUCUGAUCUGUUUAAUCUUCGGUUUCUGAUAAUAUGACACCUGAUGCGUUUAAAAAUUAAUCGUAUGUGUCUAUAAUCAAGUGAAGACAUGUCUUGAAUGGUUUUUUAAAUUUUUUUUUAUUAGGAAGAAACGUUUCAAAUCGGGCGGAUCUUUGGAUGACAGAGAUGAUUUCACCAACGGACAUCCGAUGAGAAUGAGAAAGAGCCGUAAACGACGUUCGCUUCAGAAACGCUUAAUGGGAAGCACAGAAUCCCUAAACAGAUUGGACGAACUUGCAGCGAGCAGAGCAAGUAAGAUUAUUUGCAAGUCACUCUUCGUGAUCGGCUAUCGUCAUGAUUUUGCAAACGUUUUUUUUUUUCUUUCCUCUCAUUUUCAUUUUUCCAUUUGAAUUGUUGUCUCGCUUUGUUGUGCUUAAAUAUCGUGCGAUUCCCUUUGCUCCGCGUUUUGUUAGUGCUUUUUUUCUAAGCAACGUGAUAUUUUAGGGAAUACAAGUGUGAGUUUGGCAACCAGGCUGGCUCGGAUCGCGGGACGAAUUUGUCUUCUGUUCACAUAGUUGAUUUCCACCCAAUUAUGUAGCGGAGAGUGCAGCCCGAUAUACUGUUCUCACUAAGAAAUUCAGCGUGCUUACCGAGAUGAAUCAGUGAUGCCUGAUCUUUCAGUUCUCGCUCCUUUAACCGCGUAUGGGCAAUUUUGCAGUCACCACUUAAAUGUUUUUAUUAUAUCCACGUACCUGCUGUGCGUCAGAAAUUACGUGCGACUGAUUUUAAACUUAUCUUACUUUUGUUUAUGAACACCGCCCCUUUUCUGAGCGCACGUACAUUAAGUCCACGUGAGAUUUUCCUUAACUUUUUCUACGCUAUUUGCGUAAUACAGCCUAUCAUAGUUCAAAUGCCGAAGACCUUACGUAAACCAGCCUUUCUGUUAUUUACCAGGGCGUCAUCCUGUUCCAAUUGAUGACUUUGAAAGACACGUGGAGCGAAUGCAUAUGGAUGGUGAUCAUGGCUUCUCUGAGGAAUAUUUGGUACAAGUAGUUCGUUUCAGACUUUGUCUCUGUUUUGCGUUUUCUUCCGGCAAGCGAUUACCAUUUGCUGUUUUGACUCUUCUUAGGGACCAAUCACUUUUUGUCGCCUUUGGGGGAGGGGGCAAAUUUUUUUUUUUUUUGGCAGGGGGGGGAUCAUUUGAUUUUCAGGAAGAAACAGAGCGGCGGGAUCAGUCAUCGCCAACAGAUUAUAAGUGCCGAUGAAGGGGAUCAUAAGAAUAGUACAGACCCAGCCUUCCUCCAGUCCCCCAUUUCCCCACCUCCCCCCCCCCGUAAUAAGUAGUGACCCUAACUGUUCUAACUCUUCUGUUCUACAGCUCGUUCAACCGGAAGAGGAGUUCUCCUUUCAGCACUUUUUGAAUCCUACAAACAAGUUCAAAAACAGAUACGCUAACAUUGUGGCAUGUAGGUUUUUUUUUUAGAUAUUAAUUCCUUUCCUGUUAUUCCUUUCUUCCUUAGUCAUAAUUUAUUGUUCUUGUUUACAAAAGAGAGAAAAGGUGACAAUUUGAGUUUUUUCUAUGCAGACGAUCACACUAGAGUGCUCCUGAACCCGAUUGAUGGUGUGGCGGGGUCUGACUAUAUUAACGCAAGUUUCAUCGAUGUAAGUUUCCAUUAUUUCUUUGUAAGCUAUACAUCAUUAAGAGCGUUUUAUAAUAAAGUAGUGUGAGGAAAGUCAUGUCAAAUAAUGGCAGGGCUGCAAUUUGGAAUAAAUACUUCUAGAUCAUCAGGUUGACCCCCAAAUAACGCCAAACCUUUUUCAAGGCUGGCUUCUCGAGUUAAAAAAAAAAACAAAACAAAACAAGAAACGCUGACUAUUGUGGUGAAGUGCUGGAAAUAGAUAUUCUCUCAACUGGGGAGGUAAUUAGUUAUUUCGUCUGUGGGUAAAAUAUAUUAUUUCUUAUUUGUUUUUUGUUGCUUUUUUUUCAUUUAUUGUCAGGGCUACAACCGACAGCGAGCUUACAUUGCGGCCCAAGGUAUGUUAAUAUUAACAUAAAUAUUAAAAAAUGAUAAUAAAGAAGAUCUGCACUGAAGAUAGCCAGAAGAAAAACUGGAGCAGCAAUAAUAAGGAAAAGGACAUUUGUUUGUUUAUUUUUGUUGGUGUUAUGAUUAUGUUUACGUUUUGUUGUUGCAUUUUUCCUCUAACUGUUUUGAUCAGGUUAGUUAACCGCAGGUUGCUUAUCUUAUCUUACAAUAUUAAUACAAUAUUAAUACAAUAUCAAUACAAUAUCAACCAGAUGAGUGAUGAGAAUAAAAUAAAUAUAAAUUUGGUGAUAAUUAGUUAAUCCAAUACUAAAUUCUCUGAACUAACAUUAUAACAAUUGUAAGGUUGACAGUGAGGAGAAUUUCAAAUUUGAUCUGGGAGUUAAAGAGUUAACAUACUGUACACUUUUUUAACAUUUUUGCUCUAGGUCCGCUUAUGGAAACGUUCGAUGAUUUCUGGCGCAUGAUGUGGGAACAAAUGUGUUCAGUCAUCAUCAUGCUGACAAAAUUAGAGGAGAGGGGAAGGGUAAGUAAAGAUAACAGCAGAAAUGAGAAUGAUAACAACAUAACACUCUGUGCCUCAAUGAUAUCUGUCUAUUUGCUGUAUCACGCAAUGCUGUGUUUUUAUUAUUUAGCGGAAGUGUGACCAGUACUGGCCUGAGCGUGGUACAAGAAAGUACGGUCAAGUUCAAGUGACUUUGAAAGAAACUCUCAACAUGUCCCACUACACUGUGAGAAAAAUGGUGAUGUCUCAUAAACUGGUAAGAGGACAUUUUUCUGAUAACUAUCGGUUUUAACUCGUUAAGCAAAUUUUCCAGGAAACACACGAGAAAAAGUACACUUGCCAUUGAGAGAGGGGGUUCUUUCUUAACAUAACACCAGAUUCAUAUAAUUUAUUUACAAUUAGCGAUGUGAACUUUAAAGAGAAUAUUUGAAUAUUAGAUAUUUAGAUUGUGGAAUGAAGAGUUUAAUAGGGGAUAGAUCAUUGUAGUUUCAUGGGGACAUUAUAGCUUCUUGUGAUAAAAUAAUAUCCUCAUAAUUUAAAAUUUUUCCUUCUGUCCAGUUUCCCGAAGACGAACGUGAAGUGAAACAGUUCCAUUUUACAGCUUGGCCUGACCACGGUGUACCGUCUCACCCCACCCCGCUACUCUCUUUGGUGCGUCACGCUUACGUCAGUAAUCGCGAGUCUGUUGGACCCAUGGUAGUGCAUUGCAGGUAACGUGUUACCGAAAAGCACAAACAUUUUCUUGGGAGGUGUUCACUUUGGAUUAGCAAUUUUGUUGUGUUUUGUGAUGAGGGGUGGAGUGAUUGCGUUUAAAUGUGACUAAAAUGUUUGCGGAGAAGGAAUUUUUGAGAUUUUUUGUGUUCGAGCAGCAGAACUUAAAAUAGAAAAGAACACAUAUUAUUCUCAAUUUUUAUCAUAUCUCACAGUUAGUGCGUGCGUUCUGAUUGGUCAAUUUAGCCGGCCGUAUUUCACUGUACUGAAAUCUCUCCCCUCAAUUUGAAACCAAAGAAAUAUGAGAGAUAUAUGGCUCACGCCGCCUAAAUUGUCCAAGCUACUCAUUUGUGAUCUGUGGUCAUCUUCUUGAACUGCAGUAUUUUCUUCUUAUUUACUUUAUUCCUACCCCUUUGGUCUUCUGUAACCGAGCAAAAUAAUAGUUUGAGGUUUCCUCCAAUUUAAAGGAUUUAAUCCUGUAUAUUUGUACUUUAAGACGAGACAGAGAGAUAAAGGUUCUAUUCUUAAGCUAUGAGUACGUGGCCUUGAUCAAUUUCCCUUCUGUUUUACUCUUACAGUGCGGGUGUUGGUCGUACAGGAACAUUUAUUACCUUGGAUGUCAUGUUACAGAGAAUAAGCCAGGAAGAUAGCAUUGACGUGUUUGGUUUUGUCCGUCAGAUGAGGUUUCAGAGGAACUUCAUGGUGCAAACUGAGGUAAGUGUGAUCCACCUUAAGACUUUUUUUUUCUCUUAUUUUUAUUUGAGUCACCAGUAGAACUGGAAAAUGAAGUUUUACUUGAUUUUACUUCCCAAGCCUAAACACCUUCUUUUACAUUACUUCGCACGAGUUUCAUAUCUGUAUUCAAAACAUCUUAGCCUGCAAAAUGUACAUAGUUUGGUCGAAUUCUCUGUUGCUAUUUCUCUCCUUUUAGGCGCAGUACGUGUUUAUUCACGAUGCCCUCCUAGAAGCCAUUACCUGCGGAGUAACUGAAGUCGAGGCCAAAGACCUUGGUACUCGCAUACGGGAACUUCGACAGGUCGAUCAGGAAACCGGUUACACCUACCUGGAAAACGAGUUUUGCCGGCUGGCUAAAGAAGAAAACCACCCAAUCGCAUUCAAGAGCGCCAGUCUGAAUUGCAAUGCUUCAAAGAAUCGCUACGCAAAUAUUCUUCCUUGUGAGUAACCUUCUUGUCAAUAUCUGCCAAAAUUAGUUUUGUUCAUAAACUUUUCCAUAGAAACCAAGUGUCAUCGGAACCGAUAACUGAGUGUGGGCCGUGUGAACGUUUACAACAAACUGUUCUGAAGCGUUGGGUGGUUUCAAAAGGUGUUUAAGACUUGCCUGCCCUGAUGCAUAUUUUUUCAAGCGCUUUUUUCAGUUCCACUUGUGUAUGUUUUUAGAACUGACAAUAUGAUUGUCGUCUUUUUCAGUCGAAAGCACUCGAGUACAUUUGAAAAUGAGGCCGGGAGAAAUGGGCUCUGACUACAUAAACGCGAAUUACAUUGAUGUAAGUAAUCUAAUGAUAAGUUAGUUUGAUAAUUUGUGGACAGAUGUCAAACUUCACUUAUUGUUAUGGUUUGAUUCGUUUUAAGACAUUGGCGUAUUGUUCGUUAUUUUCUGGGACCUUUUUAUCGAAUGGAUUAAAUCGCGCUCGGCAAGUGUUGAGUUCAGGCGAUAAUUUUUCGGUGGAGCAACUUUUACUAGGAGUGAUAUCCUUAGGUAUUAAUUAGCUAAAGAGAUGUGAAGACAUAUGGUAUGAUUGUAUUUCAGCUUAUUCACUGAUGGUCUCGUCGCUUUACCCAUAGCAGAGUUUUCAAUAAAGGCCAGUUACCAGCAGUUUACUGCGCCUUAAGACCUUUGAACCCUUUCCGCCUUAAUAUCAGUAUGCAUAUUCUCCAUACUGUUUCCUAUACAAUCCUUAAGGUGCUGACGAGGAGAAUUUGUUUCAUAAUCCAGAACUUCUCUAGUUGGUGAUCAUUUCCUUUAUUCUCAUGACCUUAAAGAGUGAUUUGGGGUUGAUAUUGUAAGGAGAAAUUAGAUGCUGGUCACUCUAAAGGGUUAAAGGGUUAACUACCGUCUGUUUAGCCUGCGAGCAGGCUCUUGUGUUGGGGUUUCGCCUCUUACCGGGGGGCCCCUUUACCGGGCCAAGCCGCCUAUUACACCACCGACAGCCACUUAUGGAAACAUUUAUUUAAAUCCCUGCCAUAGGUUUUCAAGACUACCAUUAUCUAGUGUCGCUCGGUUUAGUUGUUCCAAAGGCUUUUAACGCCUUAAGUAAGUGACAAGUGAAUCGCUUUGUGUCUCUUUAUCCUAAAAUAGCCGCUUGUUCCUUUUUUAUGUUGCAAGUCUGUUUGUUUGUCGACGAACAAUCAAAACCAGUAAUUGUGUUCUCAAAUAAAAGAAGCUCUGCAAAAAGCGAAUUUCAAAGCACCCCAUUCAUUCAGGUUAUUUGGGAAAAACUAGCGUCUGGAACGUUCCCUUCGUUUUUUCCUCGUUUCAUGACAAAAGUUCGUUUAAUUGCUGCAUCAUUAGGGUUACUGCCAACCAAGAGCGUACGUGGCAACUCAAGCCCCAGUCCCAGAUACGUUUGAAGAUUUCUGGCGCCUGAUAUGGGAACAGGAAUCUGCAGCUAUUGUGAUGUUAACUAGAGAGGAAGAGGCAGGAAAGGUAAGAGCUGAAAGUAUGAGUGGUAACUUCCAAGGAAGAAAGGUUAAGUCAACAAUGGGGAAACUUUUAUUAGUCGAAGCCCGUACAUAGCGCCGUGCAAUAGCGUAUGUGAGCCAUAUUUAUUACUCCCUCGUUUUAUUUAAAGUAAGCUCAACCGAAGCGAACAAACCGGCGCCAUGAGAGUCCCAUCAAUGUGCGCUGAGCGCAAGUUUCAAUUUUAUUUAGUAUGAUCGCCAUAUAAAUUCUCCACCCGCAUGUAAUUUGAAAACCGAAUUGGAAACUGCGCUCAGAAAAGACUUAAUUCGUCAUAGAGGCAUAGGGAAUUAAGCAGUUUAAGAGGACUUGCACUGCAAAUAAAUCAUCAGCCUGUCAUUCUUGAGUCAGUCAUUAAAGUGAGUUAGUCAGACAGUCAGAGAGGCCAUUCCGUUUUUCACCCAUUUAGCAGUCAGUCAUGUAUUCGGUCGGUUAGUCAGUUCGUGAGUCCGUUCAUCAGUCACUUAGUCAAUCAAGUCUGUCAAUCAGUGAGGUCAGACGGGCAAUCGUUCAGAUCAGUCAAAUCAGUCAGCUUUUCUGGUCACCCCGUCAGCCCGCCAACCAGCUAGUUCAUAUUCAGUCCGUCGGCACGUUCGCACGUCCAGAGGUCAUCUGCUAGUCAGUCAGUCAGUCAGUCGGUGAGUUAAUUAGUCAGUUAGCUCGCAAGAUUUUGAAUUCAUGUGAAAAAGGAAUUGAAUUAUGCAUACUGUUGCUUUUUUCUGUCAGGUAAAAUGUCACCAUUAUUGGCCUUCAGAGGGAUCUCGGUUGUACGGCGUCAUUCUUGUGGAGUUAAUAGAGGAAAACUCGUUUGCUGAUUACAUUACAAGGAAAUUUAAACUCACACAUACGGAGGUAUAGAAGUUCCAAAAGAUUAGAUUUUUUGUGUCUUAGUUGAUUUAUGUUAGGCGGGGGGCGGCGGUUUAUUUGUCAGGUUGAUUUGUUUCAGUAUUUAGAACCAUCUCGAUCUCUAUCUUACAGGAGAAGAACUCGCACACUGUGUGUCAGUUUCAGUACACAGACUGGCCGGACACUGGACUCCCGGACUCUGGAGUGGGAAUAGUGGAUCUGAUCGGUCAAGUGCAGAAAUGGCAGCAACAGAGUGGAAAUACAGCCAUCGUGAUACACUGCAGGUAAGAAUGAAGCAGAAUAAGGGCUACAGAAAACUGUUUACUUAUAUGCCAACCAGCUUUGAUGUUUAUGCUGCAGAAAGCUGCGAUAUUUUAGUCUUGUCUUGAAGCGUGACACAAAGUCGACUAGAUGGCUUCAUGUCCAAUUUUAAGUCUUCAAUUUCCAAAAAAUUGUUCUCGGAGUUUGAAAUCUAAGAAAUAAAAAGCAAAGUUGCGAAAUGCAAGAAUUGCCAUCUUGAUUCCCCCUACCCUGGAUCCCAGGCUUAGUCAGCAGCAUUUAAAUCGCAAACCGCAGAUAGGUCGCUAAGGUGUGAAAGUAACUACCCUUUUAGGAAAGCUUCCCCGUAUAGGCUCUAAUGGACAGUCCCAUCCCUCUCCCCUUCCCGGAAGGGAACACUAAGUUGCAAACUCCUAAGAUGAAACUUGCUUAUCUCAUUUAUGUCAUCAGUGGUGGUGUCGGCCGCACGGGCGUGUUCUGUGGGAUCAGCAUCAUGAUAGAGCGCCUCAAGGCUGAAGGAGUGAUUGACGUGUUCCAAACGGUUCAAGCUAUGAGGCUCCAGAGACCUGCCAUGGUGCAGACUGCGGUAAGACGUAAAGAUCUGUUGCAAUAA
This is a messenger RNA of Pocillopora meandrina, 24049 nucleotides long. Lineage: Eukaryota; Metazoa; Cnidaria; Anthozoa; Scleractinia; Pocilloporidae. The record is from the annotation of a GenBank genome assembly.